GUUUCUCGCAGAGGCAGGAUCGUGCGUUUCGUCGGGCGAUUUUUUUUUCGCGAACCAACAGGGAGAAAGGUGCCAAAGACAUCCAUUUUGUGGCACGAAGAAAGCGCGCUGUCCGUUCUGAUACUUUUGUGGUCCGGAGUGUCCUCCAGGUUCAGAUCGCAAACGGACCGAAAUUAGCCAUUUCCCACACCUUGGGCAGUGCGUUUUUUUUCUUCCAUCGUGUCACACACACACAGAGGAGUAGCACCGUGAAGAAGAAGAAGGAGGAGGAAAAUUUUCUGCAGCAGAAAGAGUCAGCACACAAACACUAGCGCGCAGAGAGGGCCACGGAAUUACACAAUACAACGAAAUAGGUGUUGGGCCUGUUCGGGUGGUGUUUCCAAUAAUAGACCGCGCGCGCGGCCACACAGGGCGUGUGUGUGUGUGUGAGAGAGAGAGAGUGUGUUUGUGUUCCAGUGACGAGGAGGGAGAUUGUCAACGUUGAGGUCAAACGGAGAUCGUAGAAUAGUCUAGUGGAAGUCGCGGUCGGAAGAAGGAGUGAGAAAAAAAAUGCACAUAAACAAUCCGGACGCGUUGAAGACGUGGCUGACGGAGGUGCUGGAACCGCUGUGCGAUGCCGAUCCGGCGGCCCUGGCCAGGUACGUGCUGGCCCUGCUGAAGAAGGACAAACCCGAGAAGGAUCUGCGGGACUGCAUGAAAGAACAGCUGGACGUGUUUUUGGGCGCGGAGACGGAACCCUUCCUGGAGCAGCUGUUCCGGUCGAUCAAGAGUGAAGAGUACAUCAAGGUGGUGCAAGCGAAGGAGGCGGCUGCAGCGGCAACAGCCGCGGCCACGGCAGCAGCUACCGCCCAGCAAGCUAGUCCCGCCGCUGCCGCAACUACGACGACGACGACCACCACCACCACCACGGAACAGGUCAGCAGCAAUUCAACCCACAGUACCAACUCCACCUCCAGCUCCAAGGUGCGCAUCAAGCGCGAGUUCACCCCGCCCCUGCACGAAAGCAAACCCUCCAAAGACUCGCUCGCGGCAGCCGGAGUUCCGUCCGGAGCGACGACCGUAUCGAGCAGCAGCAGCAGUCACGAAAACAACGGCAGCGAACUGUCGAGCAGUGCCAGCAGCGGUGCCAUCUCGGCGGCCACUCCCAAUCAGGCUAGCGCGGUACCCGCCAAGUCGACGCCCCCCGUCAAAAGCUCCAGCAAGGAGGAUCAUGUGAGUAAAAGCAAAGAAAGCAGCCGCAGCCGUGGCCGCCGGAUAUCGAACCGGUCCCGCUCUCGGUCGCGCUCGCGCUCCUUUGAACGUUCCCGCCGCUCCCGGUCACGGGACCGUGGCCUGGCGCGGGGCAGCGAAUCCAACCGGGACAAGUCGAAUCGGGCGUACCGAAACAAAUCCCCCGGACGGGAUUCGUUCCGUAGCGGCGGUGGCAGCAGCAGCAGCCGGUAUGACCGCAAGAACCAUGGCAACAACUACGAAAGUCGUCGCGGCGGUGGAGGUUCUGGAGCGACGGGUGGAAGUGGUAACAACCGGGGUACGAUCCGGAGUCAGUCGAGAAGCCGAUCACCGUCGCCGAUGGCGGAUCGGAGGAAGAUGGCCCGGUCGGAAUCUCCGGCCGUGGCGGCUCCUGCGAAUGUAGCGGCCCCGGCACUGGUGGAGCACAAACCUGUGGUUGAUGGUGCGUUGUUGGGAACGGGGAAACGGCAACGCUGCCGGGACUUUGACGAAAAGGGUUACUGUAUGCGAGGGGAAACUUGCCCGUGGGAUCACGGAGUGGAUCCGGUUGUGUUGGAGGACAUCAAUAACCCGGCUUUGAUUACGAUUCAGUCGGCUGCUCAGCUGCGGGCGGGUCCGAUUCAUCCCGAGUAUAGUCCGGACGCGCCGGAACUGUGGAACCGUCCGCCGAACUUCCCGCCGGGCAGGCCGUCGAUCACGCAGAGGCUAGGAAACAUCACAGGAGUGAACGUUGGAGGUGGAUUUGGACCGCGUGGUGGAAUGGCUGGUGGGAACUUUAGGAACGUUGCUCCUGGGUUUCCUCCGGGCUUCCCGGGCAAUCCGAUUGGGGCUACGCCGCUGCAGCGGGAGUUGAUUUCGGUGCCGGUUGUGGACGCCAACAAGGGUGGUGAUGUUUCGUCGCAGCAGACGAAACGACGAUUUGAGCCCGAGGACGCCGUUGCGAUUGCUGAUGGACAUUUGAAGCGUAAGCUUCCGUUGAACAACCGGUUGGGACCACGCGUGACUGGACAUCCGGCUGGUGCUGGUGGUGCCGUUAACCCUCAGCAGAAUUGCUCGCUCGAGCUGAGAAAGAUCCCGCGCGGGUUGAACGCGAUCGCUCAUCUGAACAACCACUUUUCCAAGUUUGGCAAGAUUGUCAACAUCCAGAUCAGCUACGACGGCGAUCCGGAGGCUGCGAUUGUGACCUUCUCGACGCACGCCGAGGCAAACGUGGCCUAUCGGAGCACCGAAGCCGUGCUGAACAACCGCUUCAUUAAAGUAUUCUGGCACACGGGAGGAAACGGUGGUGAACAGCCUGGUAUCACUCCGGCGGCCAAGACGGAACAUUCGCUGCGUAGGUCGUACCCGAAUCAGUACAGCAUCAACAACAAUUUAAACCAGAAUUCUAAUGUUACUACGGCCGGAAGUACACCGACGACCGUAACACCCGCGGCCACAAAGGAUGGCGUCGUGGUCACGAGCAGUAGCGGUGCAAUCGUAGCCAGCAGCGGUGGAGAGAACGUGGCCCCGGCCACAACGGCGGUCGCAACCGGUUUCACCAACACCGCCACCAAGCUGGUCAACACGGUUACGACCCCGAUCGUAACUGCGAAUCAGCUGCGCAUGAAAAACGCCAAGAUCAAUCGGGCCACGUCGGAACUGCUACGCAAGAAGCAGGAACUGACCCAGACGAUGCACAAGGGCAAGUACGAUCUGAUGCAGGGCUACCUGAAGGAACUGAGCAAGCUGAUCAUGAUGGUGGAGAAGGUCGAAGCGACCGAUCCGAUGCGUACCAAGCUGCUUGCACCGAUUAAGGACCUCGAGGCGAAGAUCGCUGCCCUCAGGGCGGAAAUCUCCAGCGAGCAGAACCAGAUUGCGGCAACGCUGCUGCCCAAGCGUAAAACAAAAGAACAGCACGAGAAGGACAUUCUGGACGCUGAGUUGGAGAUCAUCGCGGCGGAACAACGAACGCAUCGUAUCCCGGGCGUCGGUGGUGCCAACCCUCAACCUGCAGCAGCAGGGCCAAUCGCCGGAACUCUUCCUGGCACCGGAAAGCCGCAACUCUCCGGACCACGCCCCGGGCGUCCCAUCAACCGGCCGCUUGGUUCAAACAGCGUUGAUCGACGUCCCACCACGAUCUCCAUCACUGGGUUCGCGGCCGAGGACGCCGACGCCCUGCUGGGACACUUUAAAAACUUUGGCGAAAUCACCAAACAUCAGCUGGACAAAACGGUGCCAUCGCUGCUGAUCAGCUACUCGAUCCGGCAGAACGCCGAGAAGGCUCUCGUCCGGGGUAAGGCGUUCCGCGACGUUACGCUGCAAAUUGGCUGGGUCGCAACGACGGUUCCCCCGACGACGCCAACGACAAUACCAAACUCUGCCGUGGUUGUCGCUCCGGUUGGGGCCGCCGACGGCAAGGACAAAUCGUCUGCGGAAGCCGUCGUCGAGCAGGAUGCCGCUGCCAAGGAAGGGGCGGAUGCUUCCGGUAAGGUCGCGGCCACCAUCGAAGGAGCCGUAGCCGUUGGUGGCGUUGGCGUCGGAGUUGGCGCUGGAGUGGACGCCAGCUCGGCCGCAUCGCUCGCUGACACGCUCAUCGAGACCGGCUCCAUGGAGGAAGCGUCCGAGGUGCGCAUGGUCGAGGAGGAGGAAGAGGAAGAAGAGGAGGACCGCUCCUGGCGCCGUUGAUAAUCCAGCCAUCGCGAGAGAGGGAGAGGAACCAGUCUACUGAACUCUACAGAGCAACAGAAGGGAAAAACUCUUUCAUUUAUUGUCAGUAGCGUUUUAAGUGAACUUUGUUUCUUAUUUUUCUUCAAAAUAAUGUAGAUUGUAAGAUUUUCCACUCCACACACACA
Molecule: messenger RNA, 4061 nt
Organism: Culex pipiens pallens (northern house mosquito)
Lineage: Eukaryota; Metazoa; Arthropoda; Insecta; Diptera; Culicidae
Gene: swm
Product: zinc finger protein swm
Exons: 3
Coding region: 550-3894 (1114 amino acids)
Biological process (GO): mRNA processing
Cellular component (GO): nucleus
Molecular function (GO): metal ion binding; RNA binding
Source: RefSeq, a predicted model, not a curated record